Messenger RNA from Phycomyces blakesleeanus NRRL 1555(-), 744 nucleotides. RefSeq lists its product as hypothetical. The record is from RefSeq and is a predicted model, not a curated record. NCBI's taxonomy places the organism in Eukaryota, Fungi, Mucoromycota, Mucoromycetes, Mucorales, Phycomycetaceae. The transcript has 2 exons. The coding region runs from base 25 to 690 and encodes 221 amino acids.
AACCUGGUUCAUCUCGAUCUCCAAAUGGACCAAAUUACCAUCAUACUGGAUAUGCUUCUAAGGGAAUGCCCGGCAUUAGAAACCUUGAGCAUGGUGCACGGAUUUAUUGUUUGUAGGCCAGGAUCAUUUAUCUUUCCAACGGAUCAUGCGCUGUGCAAUUUAUUCCUCAAAGAUGUAGAUGUUUCCGCUAAAACACUCAAGAUGUUUGCCACUUCUUGCAAGAAACUUAGCAGCAUGAAGUUGGAACUCGUAAGACUAGCAGUAUCUUCGAGAAGGACGGAUACGUUAGAAACCUUUAUUGAUAUGUCAUCAAUCCACUUUUCAGAGCUCCGUUUUGAAAAGGUUAAAGUUUUCAACAUUGUGAACAAAUAUGAGAGUAAUAUGAUAAAAUUUUCUUCAUCAAUGGUUCCUACCGAAAAUAUAUGGCUGGAUUGUCAGCACUCUAUAUAUGAAAAUCAUAAACACUCGUCGUUAAAAUUAAACAACGAAAAUGAAGAUGUAUCAAAGAAAGUCGAAGAUUUAAAUAGCUCUCUCACAAGAGCUCCUGCAGAGGAUGCCAAUGAUGAUAUUGACGAAAACAAAGACGUUUCUUCAGUAGCCAGAUGGAUAAGUGAACCUCCUGAACAACGUGUUACUUUUAAAUACGGCUCUUUGAAAAAAUUUGUAUUUAAGGGCAAACAAAGAGCAUAAAUGAUCCAAAGUUGAAGUCGAUUCUUCUUGUAAAGAAAUGAAUAAAACGAGAUU